AUUCAAGAACAAAAAGCAAUGCUAUUUACUAAUACACACAAGGUUUGUUCCUUUUAAAGCUGGGAGUGGGCUUUUGGGUUGCAAAAUUAAACUUCAGACUUGCUGCAAAGUCAGGCUGAUGUUUCUCUAGUUGCAGAGGUUUACUGGUCACUGUUGUAGGCAUGGCGAUAAGGCGAGGCUGCAUGCAAUUAUGACAUUCUUGUGUCCUGUGUGAUGUCACAAGCAGGAUACGCCUUAAGUCUUGGCAAAGAGAGAGGCAGUUAGCAGUCAGACCAGGGCUUCGUGCUGUCAAGUUGAAUCAUGGCGACAAGGUCUAUAUUAACUUUUACCAGAGGACAAAUGUCUCGGAAUGGUUUGUAGUCAUUUUCCAUGCUAUGUUCUGCUGCUGUGGCUGCUGUGGUUUUGUAAUUGGAUAGCUGUAGAAAGACAAAACGAAACGUAAAAAGAAACACCUUUUUCAGGUUUUGAAAGGAGGCUGCAUUGCUGUACCCACUUAAUUGGGAUAGAAUAGUCAGGUGCAAAAGAGGGCUUUUGCAUCUUCAAUAGUUGCGUAGAAAAGGAAAUGUCAGCAGCAGCAGCUUUCAAUCCCUCUGACGUCUUCUGCACAACUAUUAAAGGUUCAGGAGCCUUGUCCUCUUUUGUCCACGACUGGACCUAAUGGUCAGGGGUCCCUUUACCUUUACCUUUAACUUGGGAAUAAGUUCUACUGAACCCUGUUGGAUUUACUAAGGAACACCGAGAGGGAGAGAGGCACAAGCAGAUACAUGCCUUGGCAAAGCUCGGUUUUACCUGUUCUACCUUGAAUGACAGCUGGAAGUCAAGAGUGACCCUACAGAGCCAUCUGCUGAGGGAAACUGAUACUGCAACAAUGGCUUAACAAUGCAAAGCCCAAUGUUCUAGAUCCCUCCUCUUCCCUGGAAAAAAAGAUUUUCAUUCAUUCGUUUAAUUAUUUGUUUGUUUGCUCAAUCAUUUCUAGUGCUGAAGCGGGAAUGGCAGACCCUUCACUGCCUGUGGUGCAUACCUUUUCUUUCUUUUUUUGGUGCGCAGACACUGGUUCUAGUUUCGAAGCAAGCUUGUUUUCUCCUGCUCUGGAAGGUAAGACCCAAAUCAAUGGAUUCAAGUUACAAGAAAGGAGAUUCUGCCUAAACAUCAGGAAGGAACUGUUCAAUAGUGGAACAGGCUCCCUCAGAAAGCAGUGGGCUCUCCUUCAUUGCAGGUGGUGGUGUUUUCCCCCCAGAGAUUGGAUGGCUAUCUGCCAUGGAUGCUGUACUGUAGUUGAGAUUCCUGCAUUGCAGAGGGUUGGAAUAGAUGACCCUCAGGGUCCCUUCCAACUCUACAACCCUUUCGGUUGUUAUAACAGAACCAAAACAGUCUUACUAUAAAUUGGACUCAGACAAGUUUGUUGGGGGAAAGUCCGUAACUUAUAGGGAGUUGUUGUCUGGGUCUUAAUCUGUGUUCAGGCCUACUGGGGCUUUGCAUUUAAGACUGCUUUCAGUUUUUGGUUUUAGUCUUGGAGCAUGUGUUCUUAUUAAUUCUUUGCAUCUACAUGCCGCCCUUCUGCCUAGGCACUGAAGGCGCUUUACGAUUUUAAAGUAGUAAGGUGAAUGAAAUAAUGUGCAAGAGUGCUCUUCAGAGAAUGUAAAAAGGGGGGGGUAAAGUCCAGUCAAAGGUGACUAUGGGGUUGCGGCGCUCAUCUUGUUUCAGGCCGAAGAAGCCGGCGUUUGUCCACAAACAGCUUUCCAGGCCAGCAUGACUAAACCGCUUCUGGUGCAACGGGACACUGUGACGGAAGCCAGAGUGCAGGGAAACGCCAUUUACCUUCCCACCACAGCAGAACCUAUUUAUCUCGUGUGCUUUCAAACUGCUAGGUUGGGAGGAGCGGGACAGAGCAACCACUCCCUUGCGGGGAUUUGAACCGCUGACCUUCUGAUCGUCAAGCCCAAGAGGCUCAGUGACCACAGCACCACCCAUGUAUGUAUGGAGUUAAUUUCACUCUAAAGUAAUUUCACAGUAAAGCCUCCAGGGUACACAUGCAAAUCAGAGGUUGGCUCAUUAGGGCAGGGUGUUGGUGGUUACAAAAACGACAGUACAGUAAGCAUGCCUUUAUCACGAUCAGCAAAAAUGUCAAAAACCUGUGAGCAAGCUUUCUGAGCUGUCUAGAAUUCUUCAAACUAGAUGAUAAUGAAACAAGUGGGGUCACGGGAUAAAAAAAACAAAACGGAAUGAAGUCUGCAGCUUAUUAAAAUGAUCAAAUGCAAGAGUUGUGCACAGGAAUUUGGUUAGCCUUUGCAAAGCGCUAAACAAAUUUCAGGUUGCAGCAUAGAUUGCUGGGUCGAAGGAACAGUAAUGGCUACUCCUCUCAUUCAAAAAGUUUAACAGUUAUGGAGCGUUACUUCAAAGACGACCAGACCCAUAAUGUUUCCUCUCGCUCUAUAAUUAUUAUUAAGAAAAAAUUGUUAAGAUCUCCAGACCUUAACCUUAGGGAUUUCUUACUGAGAAGAUUGGACAGGUUUGCCUUAAAAGCUGCCCAGGAUCAGUCCUUCCCUGCAAUGUGCUAUUGUAGUGGGCUGCUGCAUGAGGUCUAGUAGGCUGAGGCAGAAACCCAGAUAAACUUGAAUACAGUUGGAGUUAUUUCUGAGUGAAUGUGUGUAAGAUUGUGUUUGUCACACAGGCCCAGCAAGACUGGUCAAUGUUGCCUAUGAGCUGAGUGUGUGUGCGCCUUACAACACUCUCCUGGAUCCAACACACAGCAAUUCUGCAGCAGGAAUGUUGAUGUAGAAAGGUGGUUGUUGUUGUUUUACAAAAAUAUAUAUUAAAAUGGGAAAACAUCUAAAAAUAGAAAGUUGGAAAACCACUGUGCUAUAUUGACCUGUAAACAGACAGCUGUGGGAUUCUAGUCUAGUCUGUUUCUGUACCAGGUUUUAAGCGAUCCUGAAUUUUAAGUAUUAACUUUUACUCACACUUGUAAUUCUUUUUAUUAUCUCCUCAUAUAAAAAUGGGAUGAAAAUAACACAGACAGCAGUAUUACAGUGCAAUCGUGUACAUGUCUACUCAGAAGUAAGCCUUGUUGAGUUCAACGGUAUUCGCCCUUAGGUAAGUGUUUAUAGGAUAAUACGGUAUCAACUGCAAAUUUAUAUGAGUGCAGUGUAUGCUGAAAAUAAACUUGGCUUAACUAAAUUAAGACAAACAAUGAAAGUACAUGACAGUUCUUUACAACCGUCCGUUUAUGAUCCAUAGAUCUCUGGCUUUGAUUUUAACAGCAUCCUCCCCGCCCCCUCUGUCUCCCAUUGUGCAGUUAAACCUGUUUGCAUAUGGAAUGUUAACUUUUAGCCUUUUCUCUUCCUAGUGUGUACUUUGUAGAGACACUUGUUCAGCCCCAGUACACAUUACUCACUAUUUGUUUAAGUAGGUGUGUUGUAUUCUUGCAUUAUAGCUUUUCCUGAGGUUGAUUAGAACUGCCUUUGCCUCUGGUUGGAGUGAUUCAGAUCCACCCUUUCACUGCUCUUUUAACCUCACUGAAUGGGCGGACAGGGCAGAUAAAAGGUGUACCAGAAGCUGCAGUGGCAACAUUUGGUCAACUGAAGCGAAGAUGGUACUUGUACACUGUCUCUCAAUUUGCUUUGUGAGAGACUUCCUGUAACCUUUGGAAGAACGCAUCAGGAGAGAAGGACUGCUUGUCAUCAUGAAGUUGAAACAACGGGUGGUGCUUCUGGCAAUCCUCCUUGUCAUCUUUAUUUUUGCCAAGGUUUUCCUCAUAGACAACCUGGACACUUCAGCAGCUAACCGUGAGGACCAGCGUGCCUUUCAUCGUAUGAUGGCAAGCCUGCGGGUGGAGCUGGACCCACGACUUGACCACACUCUGCAGUCUCCCUGGGAGAUUGCAGCCCAGUGGGUGGUGCCACGGGAAGUGUACCCAGAGGAGACGCCAGAACUGGGGGCAGUGAUGCAUGCUAUGGCUACAAAAAAGAUAAUCAAAGCAGACGUAGGCUAUAAGGGAACCCAGCUGAAGGCAUUGCUCAUACUGGAAGGUGGGCAGAAAGUGGUCUUCAAACCCAAGAGAUAUGCCAGAGACUAUGUGGUAGAAGGAGAGCCGUAUGCUGGGUAUGACAGACACAACGCAGAGGUGGCAGCCUUUCACCUAGACAGAAUCUUAGGUUUCCGACGAGCCCCUCUAGUGGUUGGUAGGUUUGUGAAUCUCCGCACAGAGAUCAAACCUGUUGCCACAGAACAGCUGCUAAGUACGUUCUUGACAUUAGGAAAUAAUACUUGCUUCUAUGGAAAGUGCUACUAUUGCCGGGAAACAGAACCAGCCUGUGCUGAAGGGGAUAUCAUGGAGGGGUCAGUCACGCUAUGGCUGCCGGACGUUUGGCCCCUUCAGAAGCAUCGACACCCAUGGGGCAGAACGUACAGGGAAGGCAAGCUGGCCAGGUGGGAAUAUGAUGAGAGCUACUGUGAUGCUGUAAAGAAGACCUCACCCUACGACUCAGGCCCACGGCUCCUUGAUAUCAUAGAUACAGCAAUCUUUGAUUACUUGAUUGGGAAUGCUGAUCGACACCAUUAUGAAAGCUUUCAGGAUGAUGAAGGGGCCAGUAUGCUAAUUCUACUUGACAAUGCCAAAAGCUUUGGGAACCCUGUCUUGGAUGAGAGAAGCAUUUUAGCACCUCUUUAUCAAUGCUGCAUUAUUCGAGUCUCCACAUGGAACAGACUGAACUACCUGAAGAAUGGGGUGCUGAAGUCUGCCUUAAAAACUGCCAUGUCACAUGAUCCUAUCUCACCAGUUCUGUCUGCCCCUCAUAUGGAUGCCCUGGACCAGCGACUCCUGAAUAUCUUGGCUACAGUAAAGCAAUGUACAGACCAGUUUGGACCAGACAUUGUACUGGUAGAAGAUAGGAUGACACUUUCCCAUUUGUAGCUUCACAAGGUGUUGGAGCAGAUUUUCUCUCUAUUUUUAAGAAAACAAGAAGAAAACAGCACAAUUGGUUUUGCAUGGCUGUGGGCAGGAUGGGCUGGAACUGAAAUGCCAGACUUCCUGAACUAAAGGAGAAAGCAGCGGCAUGAUGGUUUUGCUGAAGACAAGGAACUUGCCUUCAGGUAGCCCCAUAUCAUGUUUUGUAUGUCCAUUGCUGGCAGUGGAUGUUACACUGAGAGCACUCCUAGAUUUCUUAAAUAAGAAAUUGGAAGUAGGCAUUAAGACAGACUGAUUCCAGAGAAGAGCCACAGUCCCCUCACCUAAUCCAAAUAUGGUUUCAAGAUUAUAACCCAAUUCAUAGUUGUAAAGAAUAGGCUGCCUAUGCUUCCUUGCUGGCUACCUAAAAAGAGAUCAUGAAGACAAGAUCAGUUGUUGAAGGGGCAUCCCUUGUUGUUUCUCCUGACCCUCAUGCAUCUCACACAUUUUUGGCUGGAAUUUUCUCAAGAGCUCCAUGAAGGAUUGUGUUAUUGUUAGCAGCAUUAAGCAAAAUCCUUUAAUUCCAAAAUCCUAAGAAGAAAGACUAUUUUAGAUUGCUAAUUUAAAUCUAUACUUCAUCCACAAGGCUGAAAGGAUUCAGGACUGCAUGAUGCUGCAAAGACUCAACCAGCCAUGAAGGUCAAAGAUUAUGGUGCAAACCAUUGUUUUCUUGCCAGUAUUCUACUGCUAGGGAAUAAGCAUUGUGGUUUUUUAAAGGAGCAGAUGCAAUUGAACCAAAUAAUUAUUCUAAAAAGUAGGAAUGAUUGAGAUUCAUUAUGUUCUCUCUGUAUUGACACCCCUUCAUGAGACGAGACCAAUGGGGUUUGUUGCUAAAGUUUGCAGUUAAUUUAAAAGAUGGAUACCACCAGAGACUGAGCAAUGGAAUAUUUUCUGACUGGUGUGUCACUGCUUCUGUAAGUAGUUGCAGGUUCUGUGCCAGACAGUAUACUUAACAGUAUCCUGUCAUUUUUUUGGGCUGAGCAGAACUUAAAAGCAUUUCCAGUAGACCUUUUCCAAGUGGCAGAAAGCUGCUUCUUCUGAACUAUCUACUGGCUUUUUGACCAUUAGCCUGGAAUUGUACAGUGCUUCAGGAAAUUUUAGGUGACUUUUUGAAUGAUAAGCCCGAUUUUUCUGGAAAUGAUACCCAUCUACCAUAUUGGAGAGUAAUUUGUAGAAGUUUAUCCCAUGUGUCAGCUUUGACAUGUAGCAUCCUUAUGCAUUAAUCAACAGACUUUAUCAGAGACUUAAUCAGAUUAAACUUCCUGGAUUGGGUGCCUUGGAAGCCAUGUGAAACUAAUUUAAAGGCAAAGUCUGACUUUUUCAGUUAGCCUUUUUUUUUGGCAAAAGCUACAACUUCCUGCUUCCAGAGUAACAAAUGGCAGGGGGAUGCAUUUUCUUUCUUCUAAUUAGUCCCUGUCAGUAAGUGUCUGAAGGCAGUUGCCUAAACUACAACCUGGCCUAAAAAGCAAUGGCAAUCCCUAUCUGUUGCAAGCUAUCUACUUCAACAAAGAGAAGAUUGACAAAUACAAUGGUUUCUGUCAAGCUGGCUCAGCUAAUCAUCUUGAGUUUCUACAGGUGAUGUUGAUUUCCACCAUGAGGGUCACUGGCUACAAAAAUCUUUUUGAAACAUGGCAUGAAGGUGUGAUCAGGUCAGGUACUAAGGUUAAACUCCCUGGACACUUCCAGCAUCAGCUGUUGCAAUUAUGUUGUGUCCAGGGGAAAAAUGGAGUAGUACAAUUAGUGAAGGUAACCUCUUGCAGCUUGGGUGUCUCCAUAUUUAUCUUGACACAAGCAGCAGCAUACCAGUAUGAAAUUAAACAACUUUUCAAGCUGAUGAAGACUCAUUUCUGUGCAACCAGUAACAGAGACAGAAUUAGCUUUGAAGCACCAAAAUAUUUGAAGGAAGUACUACAGUCAUCUAUCUUUGCCUGAUUUGGCAAGUGGUGUAGAAGAAACCACACAUUUGUAUUUUGGAAUCUGAUGAACUGGAAAUGUCGCUUAAGUAAAAAAGAAAAAGAAACUAAUUUAUUAAGAAGUUAACUUAUUAUGUAGCAGCUGGAACAGAGUGCACACACCUCUUGGACCAGUCAGAAGGUUGCCUUUGGGAGUGGCUGCAAAUGGAAACUCUUGGAAGAAAAGAACUCAAUAUAAUCUUGAUUCUGUUAUGUGUUUUCCCAGGUUCAGACUGCAUAAAUAAGUAUUAUGUGAAUAAAUUUUUUAAUAAAA
This is a messenger RNA of Zootoca vivipara (common lizard), 7171 nucleotides long. The record is from RefSeq and is a predicted model, not a curated record. Lineage: Eukaryota; Metazoa; Chordata; Lepidosauria; Squamata; Lacertidae.